AUGGUAGCAAAUGUUAAGAGAACAAUAAGAAUUAGAACUACACAACAUAUAUUGCCAGAUGUUCCACCAGUAGAGAACUUUCCAAUGCGUGAAUGGAGCAUUGAACUCACGAUGCUAGAUAAAGACGGCAAUGAAAUCCCAAUUACUAUUUUAGAUAAAGUCGUAUACCAUCUACAUCCAACUUUUGCAAAUCCAAAUAGAACCUUCACUGACGCACCAUACAAGAUUGUCGAACAAGGAUGGGGUGGUUUCCCAUUACAUAUAAGUCUUUUCUUACUGGAGAAAGCUGGCGAAAAGAAAAUCACACAUGAUUUAAACUUCUUACAGGAUACUUAUGCAAGUGAUCAUAUCAUUCAAGUACCAGUCAAUAAGCCUCUACUGGUAGAGGAAUUAGCAAAGAGUGGCCCUGUGGAGGAGCCAACCACGAAGAGAAAAGUGGCGGCAGCCACUACAAAUGGCGAAUCAAAGACUAAAAAGGCAAAGACUACCAGUAAUACGCCGAUGAUCAAAGGAGAUGUUGAUAUCGAAAGAUUGGCUUUUGGUUUGACCAAAUUGAAAGAAGAUGAUUUAGUCGGUGUCGUUCAAAUGAUUACCGAUAAUAGAACACCUGAAAUGGAUGUAACAAACAACGUGGAGGAAGGCGAAUUUGUUAUGGACUUGUUUAGUUUACCUGAAAGUUUAUUAAAGAGUCUAUGGGACUAUGUCAAGAAAAACACAGAAAAUUAG
Messenger RNA from Kazachstania africana CBS 2517, 726 nucleotides. RefSeq lists its product as uncharacterized. The coding region runs from base 1 to 726 and encodes 241 amino acids. The record is from RefSeq and is a predicted model, not a curated record. Gene Ontology annotation, biological process: regulation of transcription by RNA polymerase II; chromatin remodeling. NCBI's taxonomy places the organism in Eukaryota, Fungi, Ascomycota, Saccharomycetes, Saccharomycetales, Saccharomycetaceae. Gene Ontology annotation, molecular function: histone binding. Gene Ontology annotation, cellular component: Swr1 complex; NuA4 histone acetyltransferase complex. The transcript has 2 exons.